AUCGUUGGACCGUCCCUUGCAUGGGGACUUGCGCGAGCAUAAUUUCCAAGGCGGAGACCUGACGGUCCUGCGGUCCCCAUCACAACGGAGGGGCCUCCACAGUUCCGCAAGGCUAUAUACUCAGCAGCCUUGCUGAGUAUAUAGCACGAGGGCCGUCAUUUAUCUCUCAUCAGCAGUUCGGCUUCCCGAUCUGUCUGCUCCUUGACACUUCGCUGUGCAUUUUCCGUUAAGAAUUGUUAGCUUCUUGCAAACAGUUCCUCCUCUCACUUGUACACUGCGGAGUUUCGUUCUUCAAAACUCUACUAAGAGUCCGAGAUUUCAAUCUGAGCGAGACUCCGAAGGAAUCAUUGAGCACGUCUGCCGAUCUUCAAAAGAAGUUUGUGCUUGUGAUCGACCGACCUUUCGAGAUGAUGAACGAAUUCUUCUCGUCGAAUUUUCAGCAGAUGAAAAUGUCUGAUGAGAAGACUGGAGAUUCCAUGCAGUAUUGUUUGGACCCUACUGCCCAGAUCGCUCCACGAACAGAAGAUCCCCUGAAUUGGGCAAAGGCCGCCCGGGCCAUGGAUUGCAGUCACUGGGAGGAGGUCUUCGACCUGGUGCAGGAAUUUCAGAACGAGAAGGAGGUGGUCAUUCAGGGCGUGACGCUCACAGUGGCCCAGGUUGCAGCUGUUGCCAGGCGUCCUGACGUCACUGUGGUCCUCGACGCAGCUGCAGUCAAGGACCGCGUUGACGAGAGCUCGGAAUGGGUGCUCCACCACAUGAGGAAGGGCACUGACACUUACGGUGUCACUACAGGCUUCGGUGCCACCUCCCACCGCCGCACUGAUCAGGGGGUCGACUUACAGAGAGAGUUGAUUCGUUUUCUCAACGCUGGAGUUCUCGGCAAAGAUGCUUCCAACAUCCUUCCGGCCUCCACGACCCGAGCAGCAAUGCUGGUGAGAACCAACACUCUGCUGCAAGGGUAUUCCGGAAUUCGGUGGUCCAUCCUCCAAACUCUGCAGAAAUUUCUCAACAAGCAGAUCACCCCUCAACUUCCUCUUCGGGGCACCAUCACAGCUUCAGGAGAUCUCGUUCCACUUUCCUACAUUGCAGGUCUGCUUACCGGCCGCCCCAACUCCAAAGCCGUCACAGAAUGCGGAGAUGUUGUGACUGCGCACGAAGCUUUGAAGCUCGUCGGAUUGCUGAAGCCAUUCGAGCUGCAGCCCAAAGAGGGACUCGCACUUGUGAAUGGUACAGCAGUCGGCUCAGCCUUGGCUUCCAUAUGUUGCUACGAUGCCAACGUGCUCGCGCUCUUCGCCGAAGUGUCGUCGGCUCUGUUCUGUGAGGUGAUGCAGGGCAAGCCCGAGUUCACCGACCACCUCACCCACAAGCUCAAGCAUCACCCCGGACAGAUUGAAGCCGCUGCCAUCAUGGAGCAUGUGCUAGAGGGCAGCUCCUACAUGAAGGCCGCAGCCAAGCUCCACGAAACGGACCCGCUCCAGAAACCCAAGCAGGACAGGUACGCUCUGAGGACGUCUCCCCAGUGGCUGGGCCCCCAAAUCGAGGUGAUCCGUGCAGCCACACACUCCAUCGAGAGGGAGAUCAACUCUGUCAACGACAACCCGCUCAUCGAUGUGUCCCGAGACAUGGCAGUGCACGGUGGAAACUUCCAGGGCACUCCCAUCGGAGUGUCCAUGGACAACAUGCGACUGGCCAUUGCAGCCAUGGGCAAGCUCAUGUUCGCUCAGAUGUCGGAGCUCGUCAACGACUUCUAUAACGGCGGGCUUCCAUCGAAUCUGACGGGAGGUCCCAACCCGAGCUUGGACUAUGGAUUCAAAGGAGCGGAGAUAGCCAUGGCAUCGUACACCUCGGAGCUCUUGUACUUGGCCAACCCAGUGACCACCCACGUGCAGAGUGCAGAGCAACACAACCAGGACGUGAACUCUUUGGGUCUCAUCUCAGCUCGUAAAACAGAGGAAGCUAUCGAGAUCUUCAAGCUCAUGUGCUCCACCUAUUUGGUGGCGUUGUGCCAGGCUGUGGAUCUGCGGCACCUGGAGGAGAACAUGCAAGUGAGUGUCCAGAAUGUUGUCUCUCAAGCGGCGAAGAAGACUCUCUUCACCGAUGCCCAAGGCUGCCUACUGCCAUCGCGGUUCUGUGAGAAGGAUCUCCUCAAAGUGGUUGACAACCAGCCUCCAUUCUCCUACAUCGACGAUGCAACCAGCGCAUCCUACCCUCUGAUGCAGAAGCUGAGGCAGUGCCUCGUGAGCCAUGCUCUCAGUUCCGAGAAUGAAGAGGAGAGAUGCAGUGUUUUCAGAAGAAUCUCAGUCUUCGAGGAGCAGGUCAAGACUGAUCUCGAAGCCACGGUGGCCAAAGUCAGAGAGCAGUUCGACAAUGGCGUCGCUGCCGUACCUAACAGAAUCAGCGACUGCAGAAGCUAUCCGCUCUACGACUUUGUAAGAUCUCUGGGUACCAAAUUACUCGUGGGCACGGAGACGAGGUCGCCAGGACAGGAUAUCGAGCUUGUGUAUGAAGCCAUCUCGCAAGGCAAGAUGGCUUCGCCCCUGAUUCAAUGUUUGGCAGGCUGGAAUGGAUGUCCCAAAUCAAUCAAGCCUUGCAAAAUUGUAGUUUAAUAAGAAUCCGUUGUGCCCUGCGAUGAUUUAGGCGAAAGAAGCGGAUGUAGCUCCAGUGUACAUAUAGCCCGUAGAGAUCUGAAAUGUGAGCAACUUCAGCUCAUUGUUGUAACAUUAUAACAAUUUGAUGAUGAAUUUGAAUAAUGAAAGGAUUGGUUUCGAGUCAUCUUCCUC
Marchantia polymorpha subsp. ruderalis is the source of this 2780-nucleotide messenger RNA. NCBI's taxonomy places the organism in Eukaryota, Viridiplantae, Streptophyta, Marchantiopsida, Marchantiales, Marchantiaceae. The record is from the annotation of a GenBank genome assembly.